Molecule: messenger RNA, 3403 nt
Organism: Phacochoerus africanus (Common warthog)
Lineage: Eukaryota; Metazoa; Chordata; Mammalia; Artiodactyla; Suidae
Gene: C1H5orf22
Product: chromosome 1 C5orf22 homolog
Exons: 9
Coding region: 112-1362 (416 amino acids)
Source: RefSeq, a predicted model, not a curated record
CCGGGUGAGCGCGCGUUUCCACCCGGGAGUGGAGGCAGGGCCACAGCUGCGGCAGGCCGGCGUCUUCGCCCUGAGCUUCAGGCUCGCUGAGACGCUUCCCCGCGCGAAAACAUGAGUGACUCCGCGGGAGAGCGCGCCCGGCUCCGGUGCUACCCGGAGCUCCCCGUUUGGGUGGUGGAGGAUCAUCAGGAGGUUCUGCCUUUUAUAUACCGGGCCAUUGGCUCAAAGCAUCUUCCUGCAAGUAACAUAAGUUUUGUGCAUUUUGAUUCCCAUCCAGACCUCCUUAUUCCUGUGAAUAUGCCAGCUGACACUGUAUUUGAUAAGGAAACGCUUUUUGGAGAAUUAAGUAUUGAAAAUUGGAUUAUGCCUGCAGUUUAUGCUGGCCAUUUUUCUCACGUAAUAUGGCUUCAUCCCACAUGGGCUGAACAAAUCAGAGAGGGCAAACAUCACUUUUUGGUCGGCAAAGACACUUCUACAACAACAAUCAGGGUUACAAGUACAGAUCAUUACUUCCUAAGCGAUGGUCUUUAUGUAACUGAAGACCAGCUAGAGAACCCAAAACCUUUACAAUUGGAUGUGAUUAUGGUAAAACCUUAUAAACUCUGUAACAAUCAAGAAGAAAAAAAUACAGUGUCCUCUGCUAAGAAGCCAAAGCUAGCACUGGAGGAUGGAGAAAACCCUGCCUCUACUAAUGGUAAAUCUUAUUCAGAAGGACUGGAAAAGGACAUGGUGACCCAGAAAAGGGACCAGACCUGUCUACAACCAUCAUGUUCAUGUUCUGAAAGCCAGGAAUGCCAGACUACAGUGAGCACUGGAGAAAUUCUGAAAAUUUUGGAGAACAGGGAUGCAUUUGUUUUAGAUAUUGACUUAGAUUUUUUUUCAGUCAAAAACCCCUUCAAAGAAAUGUUCACUCAGGAAGAGUACAAAAUAUUGCAAGAGCUGUACCAAUUUAAAAAGCCUGGUACCAACCUGACAGAGGAAGAUCUGGUAGAUUGUGUUGAUACUCGAAUUCAUCAAUUAGAAGAUUUAGAAGCUGCUUUUGCUGAUUUGUGUGAUGGUGAUGAUGAAGAGACUGUACAGAAAUGGGCUUCAAAUCCUGGAAUGGAAUCAUUAGUUCCACUUGUACAGAGUUUGAAAAAACGGAUGGAAGCACCAGACUAUGAAAUGGUUCACCAGGCUGGUCUAACCUGUGAUUAUUCAGAACUUCCUCACCAUAUCAGCACAGAAAAAGAAAUUGAAUAUCUUAUUCAGUCUGUAUAUUAUGUUCUAAAAAAUUUACCAAAACCUACUCUUGUGACAAUUGCAAGGCCACCAGGGCACUCCAGAAGCAGGAGUCCAUUUCAGAGGCUGAGGCAAGCCUGAGGCUGUACCGUUUCACUUCUUUUGAAGACCUUCCUUGUCGAAUACUCAGCCCGCCUCCAGCUACAGCAUUCCUGCCAUGUCUGUAACAUCAAAACGGCCUUCAGCAGCAAGCAGGUCUCUGAAGCUGAUCCAUCAGCCACCAGCACUGUUUAGAAGCCUUAGCGCCAAAGCUGAUACAGAUUAAUCCAAGAUCAAGACAAGAAGUGUCGACUGAAACAGCAAAGCUUCAUGGAAAGAGUAUGAAGGCUCCAGCUGGCUCCAGUGACUCCUUCUUCAUGUUCCGGUUGUGUGACCGCAGCCUCAGCUGCCCCUUUGCAAUGAAAGACUUAAUGCAUCAGGAUAUUGUGGAGAGUAACACCUGUAAAGCCCUUACCCCAACACCAUUCGGUAAAUAUUGGCUGUCACCUCCAAACUCAGGCCUACUUAGAGUACCCUUUGGUAUCUGUUCCAAGCUUCGACUGCUCUGCUCAGGCUUCCCCUAAACUGAUCUUUUUAAUCCCCCACAUUAGCUUCCACUGUAUUUCUGUGAGUAGUGGGAUUUCACUUUCCUUGUUCAAUGUUGGCAAGUCUUUGCCAUGAGGAAAGAAGUAGCAGGGGCUUUAAGCAGAGAUACUUGUAUUCUUGUCUUGGACUUGGUCUGAGCAUCCGUUUAUUCACAAUUUUAAAACUUGUGUGUGUUGGGGGGUGGUCAGGGAAGUUAAAUCCUGCCAAAGCUUUCGUUCCUCUGCUCUCCCCUCCUGCCUGCUGGUAGAUAAAUCUAGAAUUUAUGGUGCUGAACCUUAGAUGGAGACAGUGUUUGGAAGUUUCUAUCCUGGACUUAUUAUAAAUUACCUUCUAGGGUUGUCCUUGCUAUUGCUGAUAUUGCUAAUGUAUAUAUAGGUGACCUCCUGCAAGAUACUCCUGAAUCAGCCAGAGCAUGACACGGGGGUGGGGCAGAGUGAGUAUCUCCAGCCAGGUCACUCUCAUUUCCAGCCCCCUCAUAAGCAUUCCCUUCAUCCAGGCCUUACUUAGCCUUCCCACAGAGCAGUCUCUGCUGGUGGUGGGUGAGGAGAGGAAUCAUUAGAGAAGGGGGAGCACCUCUGUCAGCUUGACCCAGUAAGGUUCUGAAGCAGCCCAUCAGACAUGACCCUGAUGGCUCAGGGAGCAAGGGAUGGGGCUGAAGUCAGAGUUGGGGCUGAAGUCAGAGUUGGAGCUGGUCUUGGAGGCCAGCAUUUUGGGUAGAAACUACCCUGAGAACUGCAUAGCAGCACUCCCCCCCCCCCCCGGAGUAGGCACAGUAAUGAAUGGCACCAGCAUCACAGAGUGGCACCUGAGGUGGUGGUAUGAAAUCCAUCCAAGUUCAAACUCUGCCUCUGCCAGCUACAAGUUAUGUGAACACGGGCAACAUACCCUGUCAGAGCUCUUGUUUUAGACGUUGUUUGAGGCCUCUGUGUUCCUAGAAGACUCCAUACUGUGCUCAAGCAUGGCACAUUAACUGUUUACAUCUGCCCUCCCUCGGAGGCUGAGCCCCUUGACUGCAUCAUUGUAUACCUUUGUAGCCCCAGUCUCUGGUAGAGUCAUCAUAAGGCCUCAAAAAAAUGUUUAGUGAAUUGAGUACAAAAAACACCAGUGGUCACUGGAGUCUUGACAGUAAUAAACCUUAUUACGUGCCCUAUAUUAUACACCUUCUCACAAGCACGCUGUCUUUGAGAACAAAUUUAGCAAAUACACGUAUUAACAUAGGAACAAACAUCUACCAAGGAUUGGAUGUACUAACUACAGGAGCCCAAAAGAGCUAGAAGAUAAUACCUGUAAUCUAAUGAUUAUGUCUAUAGAAUAACUUUGUUGUAAAAAAAAGAAAGGCAAUUGUGUCACUUUUACAGCUUUGUGUGAUCUGUUCUCUCUUGUCCCGUGUCUGUGUGCCACAAUGCUUAUGACAUAAAAAUCCAUAUAGUUUUAUUUUCUGCCUAAUAUUGAAAUCUAGCAUUUAACAGUACCAUCCAAAACUGUGGAUGUGACGGAGUUCCCAUCAUGGCACAUUGGAAACGAAUCUGACUGGGAA